Molecule: messenger RNA, 1755 nt
Organism: Penicillium egyptiacum
Lineage: Eukaryota; Fungi; Ascomycota; Eurotiomycetes; Eurotiales; Aspergillaceae
Source: the annotation of a GenBank genome assembly
AUGCCUAGGAAACCCACACCAGCGGCCAAGCAGCGGGUUCGCACUGGUUGCCUGACCUGUCGGAAAAGGAGAAGAAAAUGUGAUGAGCAGAAACCGAGCUGUGCUAACUGUGAGGUCAAGGGCUUCACGUGUAAAUAUAGCUCCGAUUUGGCGUUCGUGUCGCAGCGUGAGGGGGUUGUUCCCGGUGCGUCGAGACAGGCGUAUAGAAGUAUCACAUUUGUCGAUGAUUCGCCCCUUGCAGCCGCAAAUAAAGAGAAACAAAAGCCCCCGCCGAGGUCUACAGAUGAUUCCCAGAGUGAUGGCAAUACUGGUUUCUCUUUAGACGGAUUGCAGUCUUCUGCUGAUGGCCCCGAUGAUCCCGGGGAUGCGCGUCGUGCCUUUGAAUUCCAAGACAUAUUGUCAUCGGAGGUCCCCAAUGUCGACUUUCCUGAGCCUCCAAUCCCCCUUGUCGGAGAACCGAGUGCGCCGGGUACUCGCUAUAUGAACAGUGCUCCAUAUUUUGGAUGCCGAUCCCGCAUCAGCAACAGAACAGUUGAACGACGAGGAGCUCUUGCGAGUGGCAAUCCUGAGACCGACCUGCUUCGACAUUUCCGGUACCACGUUGGUCCUUGGAUCGAUACCGGGGACCCUGAGCUCCCAUUCGGACUGCAGGUUCUUCUGCUCUCACGAACAAACAGAGCUCUGCAAGCAGCGGUCCUUGCACUGUCUGCAGGUCAACGACUUCUCGUUGCAUCCCCGAAUAGCAAGGACCUGGAAAGCAGCCAGCAGUUCCGAAAGGAAGCGGAAGAAAGUCUAGCGCUUGAAUAUGAUCUGGCUAGAUAUGCUGGCCAUACCCUCUUGAUGCUUCAAGACGCUCUGCCUGCUGGACCGCAGCAGUGGAGAAGCCUCCUGGUUCACAAAAUAGAGCAUAUAAGUGACUUCGCGUCACGAGCAAUGGGAGAAGAGGUUGGGGACGCUUUGUUAUGGCUUUGCUUUCGACUGGACCUCGCAGGCUCAAUAUCCUCUUCAAAGCCACCACUUAUGCCCUUUCGAUCAUUGUUACGACGAGAUGGAACCUUGUUGCACAACCAACAAUCCAUGCAGCCUCAGACGGUCAAUUCCGUAUACAAGCACAUAUUGUGUCUGCUAGGACACUGUCUAGCGUUAAUACACGGUGAUCGAGAAAUUGCCUCUCCGCAUACAGUCCCAUCACCAGCAUUCCCAUCUUUACGACAGUCACACUCCCUAUCACAAUGGACAUUCCUCUGGUCAGACUGCCAGAAAUGGUACAAUGAGCGACCAGUAAACGUUCAGCAGAUCGUGGACAUUCGCGGUGGUGAAGCUGACCAAAUCGACCCUGAGCACGACUCCUCAUUUCCAAUCCUUAUCUACACGACGCCAAUGGCGCUGGUCGCCAACGCCGUCUACCACAUGAUCUCCCUCUUAUUGCUAACGCAUAAGCCUCGACUUUUGAAAUCACUGCCCGGACCGAGGUCGGUCACCUCGCAUAUCUGGCACGCGCAGUCCAUUGCUGGGAUCGCAGCAAGUAAUGACUCCCCCGAACAAUGGGAUCCGAUCUUGGUUGCGAGCCUUCUUACUAUUGCCAAGGAGAUGACGCAUGAAUCACAACAAUCGGUUCUACUAGACCGUUUUUCCAGGAUCACAGCCACGACAGGCAUAAAACUGGACCGAGAGACGGAGGCGCUUCAAGCAGCUUGGAAUCUGGCCCGAUACGAGGAGGAAUUCGACGAUGAAGCGGACGCUAUGAUUUCAUAA